This is a messenger RNA of Owenia fusiformis, 1246 nucleotides long. The record is from the annotation of a GenBank genome assembly. NCBI's taxonomy places the organism in Eukaryota, Metazoa, Annelida, Polychaeta, Sabellida, Oweniidae.
GGGGAGCAAAAAGUAAACAAAGUUUUGUUCAGAGUCAGCUCUGAUUGACAGGUGAAUGCUCAAUUAUCUUGCAGUGCCAGGGAAACAACAACAUGGCAAACACACAAGAGCAGGUAUCACUGAUUGAUAUAAUUAAGGAAAAGAAGGACGAUGCCAUUCCUUAUUUGAAAGACUUAUUAGAUGGUGAUACAUCCAACAAACCAUCUGUGAAUGCUGUCGAUUCUGGAAACAGAACUGCCAUCUAUUGGGCCGCAAAUCUAAAUCUCAUCGAUGUUGUUGAAUUCUUGUUAUCUCAUAACUGCGAUGUAAACAUCUCAAAUAACAAUCUUCAAACCCCAUUGCAUAUAGCUUGUCAACCUCGACUCAAUCAAAUUGCUGCAGUUUUAAUCAAAAGUGGACGCUGCAAUAUCAACUCUAAAGAUGCAUAUACUAAUACACCUAUGCAUUUAGCUGCAAGGCGAGAAAUGCAAGAUAUAGUUCAGUUAUUGUGCGACUACAAUGCUACUCCAGAUGUUGUCACAGGUGAUGGUUCCACUGCCAUGCAUGAAGCUGCUGAGAGCGGUAAUCCAGAGAUUGUUGAAAUUCUUCUUAAUGCUGGAUUUAAUCCUGAUCCAAUAAACUCAUUGUACGUGACCCCAUUCAUGCUAGCUGCCAGGCAAUGUGGUUUUAAUGAGGAUAACGAUGAAAAUCUUGACCAGGUUCUUAAAUUGCUCAUCCGCAGAGGAUGCAGUCUAUCGGGUAAACUUGGACUGUGUCACAUUGGAGAAUUAAUCUCUAAAAAGAAAUACAAACUGUUGCAAUUAUUUAUAAAGUAUGGACUUUGUCUCAAAGCUUCAGUGCAAGAAUCAAUCCAGUCCAACCAAAACCUUAUGAAAAUACUGGCAUCAGUUGACCCAGAAACACUAGAGGCUUUGGUUCAUUCAGGUAUUCAGAUUUCUGUUUCAGCUCUCCCUGGCUUAUGUGACCCCAAUAGAGGCCCAUUAAGAGGCAGAUAUGUGUCGUUCCAUUUCAACACUGAAGAAGCCGUUGCAACAAUGACAGGAGUUAAAACAAAAUGUGCCAGCCCCUUAGAGCUGAAGUGCCUCACCAGGGCCAGAGUCAGAGAGAGGUUAAGUGGAUAUAAUGGAGGCAAGUCAUUGAUUGAGAUUAUCAAAGAACUACCUCUACCAAAGCCAGACCUCAGAUACCUUCACAUGGAUGACUGUUUAUAUUAUGAUUAAAGGGACAAUAGACCUCAGAUACCUUC